Varanus komodoensis (Komodo dragon) is the source of this 1403-nucleotide messenger RNA. It is a transcript of the gene DNAI2, whose product is annotated as dynein axonemal intermediate chain 2. Gene Ontology annotation, molecular function: dynein heavy chain binding; dynein light chain binding. Bases 6 to 1403 code for a protein of 465 amino acids. The record is from RefSeq and is a predicted model, not a curated record. The transcript has 10 exons. Lineage: Eukaryota; Metazoa; Chordata; Lepidosauria; Squamata; Varanidae. Gene Ontology annotation, cellular component: outer dynein arm. Gene Ontology annotation, biological process: cilium movement; outer dynein arm assembly.
GCACCAUGGAGAUCGUCUACGUUUACGUGAAGAAGCGCAGCGAGUUUGGUCGACAAUGCAGCUUUUCCGACCGGAUGGCAGAGAUCAAUGUGGAUAUUCAACCCAAUCCAAUGCUUGCUAUGAAUUUUAUUGAAAAAGACCCCAUUGAUAAGGGAGUGCAGUGUGCCAGUGACAUGUCAGAACAUGAGGUUAACACAGAAAGGUAUGAAAUGGAAACUUGGGGCAUUAAUCAUGUGGAAGGUGGCUGGCCUAAAGAUGUCAACCCACUUGAAAUGGAGCAGACCAUUCGCUUCCGGAAGAAAGUUGAAAAAGAUGAGAACUAUAUCAAUGUUAUUACACAACUUGGCAGUCUGAUGGAUCACUGCAUCAAACAGAACAAUGCUAUCAAUAUCUAUGAAGAAUACUUUGAGGAAGAAGAGACAGCAGUUGUUACAGAUGAACCUCCAUCUGCAAAAACGAUCAAUGUCUUCAGGGACCCAAACUCAAUCAAAAGAACAGCCACCCAUCUCUCCUGGCACCCUGACAGAAGCCGGAAACUGGCAGUAUCUUAUGCUAGCCUUGAAUUCCAGCGGAGUUCCAAAAACAUGAGCUAUGACUCAUACAUAUGGGAUCUUGAAAUCCCCAACAAACCAGAACUGGUUAUCCGGCCCUCCUCACCUCUCGUCUGCUUAGAGUACAACCCCAAGGACUCACAUAUCCUGAUUGGAGGAUGCUACAAUGGACAAGUUGCUUACUGGGACACCCGGAAAGGAGGACUUCCGGUGGAACUGACCACAGUUGAGCUUAGUCACCGGGAUCCUGCCUACAAUGUCAUCUGGCUGCAGUCCAAAACAGGGACCGAUUGCUUCUCUGGCUCCACUGAUGGGCAGGUCUUGUGGUGGGACAUUCGUAAACUAUCUGAGCCCACCGAGACACUGGUGAUGGACAUCAGCAGGAAAGGGAUCCUGGAAAAUGCUUUAGGAGCCAUUUCACUGGAGUUUGAGCCAACCAUGCCAACCAAGUUCAUGGUGGGCACAGAGCAAGGGAUGGUGAUCUCUUGCAAUCGCAAAGCCAAGACUGCUGCUGAAAAAAUUGUCUGCACCUUCAGUGGGCACCAUGGCCCCAUUUACUCCCUGUCCAGGAAUCCUUUCUACCCCAAGAACUUUUUGACAGUUGGGGACUGGACUGCACGCAUCUGGUCAGAAGAGAGCAAGGAAUCAUCAAUCAUGUGGACUAGAUACCAUAUGGCUUACCUCACAGAUGGGUGCUGGAGCACUACUCGGCCAGCUGUCUUCUUCACCACCAAGAUGGAUGGGACCCUUGAUGUCUGGGACUUCCUCUUCAAACAGAAUGAUCCUACACUCAGUCUGAAGAGGGAAUGCAACCCUGCCCAGGACAGGAUGGAUAUUGUCCCUCUGGACUAA